Messenger RNA from Prorocentrum cordatum, 1728 nucleotides. Lineage: Eukaryota; Dinophyceae; Prorocentrales; Prorocentraceae. The record is from the annotation of a GenBank genome assembly.
GUAGCCUCUGGCUCGUGGGCGGCCUGCCCGGUGGCGCAGCCAGUCUUUUGUCUGCCGAGAGGGCCGAAGGGGCGCGCCCCCCGGCCGGCGCGCGCUGGCAGCCGGCCAUGCUGGGGCCGCCGGGCCCGCAGGCGACGAGGCGCCGCCUGCUGUCCCUGGCCGCCCUGCUCGCGAGGGCCUCGCCGGGCCCGCCGCCUGGCCAGGCCGAGCCCCCCGGCCUGCUGGCGACCCUGGGCCGGCACCACGCGAAGUCCAUCUACGCUCUGGCCUUCUCGCCUGGCGGCGGCCUGCUCGCCACCGGCUCGCGCGACAGGACCGUCGCCCUGUGGAACGCCUCGCGGGCCGUGCUGCCCGACUCGCGCGGGCGACCGCCGCGGCCGGCCCGGCGGCUCGAGGGGCACGCGGGCGGCGUCACGGCGGUUGGCUUCGUCGUCGCUGGCGGGGAGCUGCUGCUGGCCUCUGGCGGCGCUGGGGACGCGAACGGAACUGGCGGUGAGCUGCGGCUGUGGAGCGCUGGGUCGGGGGAGCUGCUACAGGUACUGGAGCACCCGAAGACGGUCUUCGGCGUGGCGGCGCCGCCCUGCGACCCGUCCGCGGAGUGGGCGGAGCUCGCCGCGGGCGCCCCUGGGCACGGUGCUGGCGCGGCAGGGCCGGACUGCGAGGUCGCGACGGCUUGCUGGGACGGCGUGGCGAGGAUUUUCGACCUGCCGUCGGGCGUGCUGAAAGCCCGGCUCCCAGGGCACGAGGGCGGGCUGUACAGCGUGGCCUAUUCCCCGCUGGACCCCUCGCUGAUCGCGACCUCCUCCGCCGACCGCACGGUGCGCAUCUGGGACCUGCGCGACCAGCGGCCUCUGUGGGUGCUCCGUCACAGGGACCACGUGACGUCCGUGGACUGGUCGCCCCGCGACCCCCUGACGUUGGCCACCGGAGGCUGGGACCGCCGCUUCAGACUGUGGGAGAUUGGCAAGUCCGAGGCGGAGGCGUGCCGGCGGGCUGGUGGGCAGUGCUCGGACGCCCUGGCCGCGCGCUCGACCGGGCGGCACCCGCAGCUCGUGUGGCGGGUGGCCUUCGCGCCCAGCGGCGAGCUGGUGGCCGCCUGCCACGGCGCGGUCGGCCAGUCGCCGACGGUCGUGCUCUACAACGUGGACACGGGCCGCGUCGUGCGCCGCCUGGGCCGCCAUAAGGACACCCCGCUGGUCGUGGGCUGGUCUCCCGACGGGCUGCUCCUGGCUUCUGCUGGCAUGGACCAGAAGGUGCUGAUCUACGACGGCCGCUCGCCCCUCGACGACAUCCCGGGCGGCGAUCCAGACGACGCGGAGGAGCAGCUGCUGUGGAGGGGGGACCUGGAGGAGCUCCGGACUGGCGUGCCCCAAACUCGACGGGCAAUGCGUCCGCUGCCGCGGCGCCCGCCGUGCCGCACCCGCUGAGCGGGAGGGUGGCGUGGCUGUGAGCAUGGCUCCCGUCCGUCGGCGGAUGCUCUUCACGUCGUCAACCCGAAGGUGUUCCAGGGAUCCCAGAACGGUGCAAUGAGUGUGGCUUCGCUCUGCACGCGUUGCGCGGUGACCCAUCAUGGUCCUCCCGUCUGGGUGGCGCUCGCCCUGGUAACCGGGUCUCUGUCGGCUUCGGGGCCUGAGAGGCGCUCCCUCUCCACAAUGGCGCACUGCGCGCGAGACUGGUUGCGCUGGCACGCCGCACCAAAGACUGCGUUGAAGAGAACAUCGCUAGAAA